GGAAAAACGGCAUCUUCGCCCGCGACGGCGAAGCAGGAUGGCGAUCGAUCAGGAGGAAGACAACAACAACACGUCGCAGGGCUAAGGAGAAUACACGGCGGCCGCCGGAGCCCUCUCUACCUACAGAUUCACCAAUUAAUCUCUCCACCUGAACCCUCUCUUAAUUGAUUUCAUAGCCCUCCUAGGAAUCGCCAUGGAAUUACUUGUUUGCUCAAAUAACACCGCAUGUCCCGCCCUGCAGGUGCAACGAGGCGGAGGAGGAUCUCCUGCCUAGAGCUUGGCAGCACCGCAGGCGUUGUGAGGAGACGCAAGGUGCCGGUGGUGUGUGCAUUGCUGGUGGUGCUCGGCGAGGACGAGUGCCGAGAGGAGCUGAACAGGACGCGCAAGUGCGCCGCCAAUGUCUUCCGCACCUGUACCCCAUGUUUGAUGGAAGAGCUUUGUACAGAACCGGAGAUUAGGAGGAAUGGACAUACAAGAAACAAUUUAGGAAGAUUCCCUAGGGAAGCAAAAAUUGUUUACUGGUCUGUGUAGGUUCAUUUAGGAAAUUCGAUGAUUGUUGUAAUAUGAAUUUUACAUCCGUUCCAAGAAAAAGUG
Molecule: messenger RNA, 594 nt
Organism: Triticum dicoccoides
Lineage: Eukaryota; Viridiplantae; Streptophyta; Magnoliopsida; Poales; Poaceae
Exons: 2
Coding region: 226-531 (101 amino acids)
Source: RefSeq, a predicted model, not a curated record